Molecule: messenger RNA, 2195 nt
Organism: Pungitius pungitius (ninespine stickleback)
Lineage: Eukaryota; Metazoa; Chordata; Actinopteri; Perciformes; Gasterosteidae
Gene: gltpd2b
Product: glycolipid transfer protein domain containing 2b
Exons: 4
Coding region: 559-1473 (304 amino acids)
Biological process (GO): intermembrane lipid transfer
Cellular component (GO): cytoplasm
Molecular function (GO): lipid transfer activity
Source: RefSeq, a predicted model, not a curated record
GAUGAAGAGGGACGGUUGUAGAGAGGUGGUAGGAGAGGAGAAGGAGCAAGUGUUCACCCGGACUGACCAGGAAUACAGCGCUUAUAUCGCAGAUGAAUCCGGGGGAAGGGGGUUACUGGAGGACAAGCUGCGUCGCCUCUGCAUUAUCAGCCAGUGACUGAUCUCUGGACUCUCGGAUUGAGCAACACUACAAGAGAAAAAGCAGCUUCCAAAUCAGUCCGAAACAAAGGCACGAAAGAGGAAAGACGCGGAUGCAAGAAAGCCAAUGGAAAGAGCUGCGGCAGGCUGAGUCGUCUCAGUGGCACCAGGGAAAGCAGCACUCUGGGAGGUGCAAUGCUUGAGAUCACUUUUAAUUUAAGCUUUUGGGGAGGAGUAUGAAAGAUUUGCGAGAACGGGGUUGGGGGGUGGAGGGGCUGGGGGGGUUGGAGUCAGAGGGCCAACGGAGAGUGACUGUGGUGACAGCCAGUGCAAGGGAACAAGGACUCAUGUGAGACACAGAGGUGGCAAGAUAUAGGGACAAAGAGGAGGAAGCCGGCGCAGCCCAAAGUGGACUUCAGCAUGGGUGUUAAGGGCAAAGCUGCUGCUGCUAUCGUAGUCCUGCUGCUGUUCCUCGGCUCCCUGUGGAUCCAAGGAGGUUUGGAUUACCACUGGAAACCUUGUUUGAAAGGAUAUAAUCAAGUGAACACGAUCCACCAGCUGUACAACAGCAGUGAUGGCGAUGGGGCUGAGGGCCCCAGAAUCUUGGAGGUGUGCCCUGGUCAGACGUUCCAGGUGUCACUCCUGCUCUCCCACCUGCUGGCAGGACCAGCCUACACCUCGGACGUGCUAAUGCAGCCGUAUCUGUCCAGCUGGGACGAGCUUGUGAAGUUUAUGGAGGCCCUGGGCCCCAUGGUGGGACUGAUUUCUAAAGAGAUAGAAAGCAAGACUUCCAUAAUCCGUCAACUGGCCCUGUUAGCAAAAGAGAGCCCCGAAGCCGAGCUGGGCCCGGAUAUACAUUCAAUAAACAGUGUGAGGACAGAGAACAAUCCGGAGGGCUCACAGCACGCUAGCGCUUAUCACUCGGUGCGCUCCAUGAUCUGGGUGGAGCUGAACCGAGGACUGGUGGACUUCAACCACCAGACGGACUCCGGUUGCAGGACACUUCUGCGUCUGCACCGCGCUCUGCUCUGGCUGAAGCUCUUCCUGCAGAAGCUGGCCGAGACGCCGGUGGGCGGCCGGCUGAGGAGCCCCUCGGAGCUGUGCCGAGAGGCCUACCAGAGCACCCUCGCCAACCACCACACCUGGUUCGUCCGCCGGGCCGCCGAGCUGGCCUUCAUCGCCAUGCCGGAGCGGGCUUUCUUCUUCAAGUUGGUGUGCGUCAAGAGCCAGGAGGAGCUGAACACGGUGCUGAACAGAGUCGCUCGGGCCAUCGGGGAGGUUUAUGACAGGACGCAGAGGGCCCUGGAGGAAAACAACAUGCUGGACUUGCCAUAGUGAAGCGACUUGCACUGCCCCCGCGGCCUCCUGGGCUUCGCACUUAAACGUCUAGCUAACAGACGUGAUGAGAAUUCCACAAGGAUAAUUUAAUAAACUUUUCACAUGGGCCAUACUCCCCCAUUCCCACCCAAAGUGCUGCGUUUACAAUCAACUGAUACUGAAAGAGAGUUUGCUCUUGGCCUGUGGGCAAUCUUUAUUACACUUAAUGAGAUUAUGACUCAGCUUCUCACCUUAAAGGCAUUUUUAAGACAGCCGAUGCAUUCAGGCACAAGAAUUUGUAUUAUUCAAGCAGGUGCGCAUAUGACAUGGGGACCACACACCUAGAGCAACCCUGUGCAAUACAGCUAGCGGCCUUUGUUAAGCUUAUAGUGUUUCUCAGCAUUCGUCAUUCGAUUUUGUGAUGGAUUGCAUCAGAUUCUAGAACUAAUACGUAGUAAAAUGCAAUUGAAAAUGUGCUGUUUAAUUGUAGCUCAUGCUUGUGGAUUUAGAAUGGUGACUGGCUCGGUCGAGAUGCCUUGUGGCCUUUAAAUCUGGGACCAAUCCAUCCCAAUUAAAGAGAUAUUACACAACAGAAAUCGCCAUAUGCUGAACAAAAGGAACAAAUGAUGCUUCGUAGCAUCUGUGGUGUGAGUGUGGAAAAAUACAUUUCUCUGUUGUAUUUUGUCAAUUUUUGUAUCAUGUUCAUAAUUAUUAAAUAAAAAGAAACGAUCCAGAUGGUC